UUAAUAAAAAGUUUUACUAAUAGAAAAAAAAUUACAAACGUGACAACUAACAAAUCUUAAAUGCAGAUUUAUUUAAUCAUUUUGCUGUAGUAGUUUGAUCGUCUCUUCAAACCAAACUAAAUGAAGUUAUGUCCAUUAAUUACUAACCUUACAUGACGGGUAACUACGAUAUGCUGCGAUAUUUUUUAUUGCAAAAGAUAAGACAAAAGCAAGCAAUCCCAUCUCCAUUUCCAUCUCUCUUCCACCAUGGACAAGCUCUUCUCCAUUCUCACCACCCUUCUCCUCCUCCCCCUCCUCUCGGCCUCCUCCUGGGCCUACUCCGAAGAGCAAAGCAGCUUCGUGUUGGGCGAGAAGCGCGUCAAAAAGCCGGUUUACGAGACGCAGAGCCACUUCCGGUUCUUCUGGCACGACAUCGUGAGCGGGCCGAGCCCGACCUCCGUGCGGGUGGCGCAGGCGCCGUCGGAGAAGAACUCGACCACGUUCUUCGGGACCAUCGUCAUGAUCGACGACCCGCUCACGGUCGGGCCGGAGCUGUCCACCGAGCUGGUGGGCCGGGCGCAGGGGUUCUACGCCUUCUCGGGGAAGGACAGCUUCGGCCUCCUCAUGGCCAUGACGUUCGUGUUCACGCAGGGGGAGUACACCAACAGCACCGUCGUCGUCAUGGGCCGUGACGACAUCUUCUCCGAGGUCAGGGAGAUGGCCGUGGUCGGCGGCAGCGGCCCCUUCCGGCACGCUACUGGGUACGCGCAGGCGCGGACACACUCCCAUGACAACAACACUCACGACGCCAUUGUCCAAUACGAUGUCUUUGUCACGCACUCUUGAUCCAUUUGCAUGCAUGGUAUACUAACCUUGCAUGUUGCAGUACUUAUAUAUUAUCGAUGUGUUGUCUUUCAUAUAUGAUACAUAUGUAUGUCUUCACUGACAUAAUAUAUAUUUUUUAUUUGAAA
Molecule: messenger RNA, 950 nt
Organism: Ananas comosus (pineapple)
Lineage: Eukaryota; Viridiplantae; Streptophyta; Magnoliopsida; Poales; Bromeliaceae
Product: dirigent protein 21-like
Exons: 1
Coding region: 247-825 (192 amino acids)
Source: RefSeq, a predicted model, not a curated record